This is a messenger RNA of Penicillium diatomitis, 219 nucleotides long. Its product is annotated as DASH complex subunit DAD4. The record is from RefSeq and is a predicted model, not a curated record. NCBI's taxonomy places the organism in Eukaryota, Fungi, Ascomycota, Eurotiomycetes, Eurotiales, Aspergillaceae. Gene Ontology annotation, biological process: attachment of spindle microtubules to kinetochore. Bases 1 to 219 code for a protein of 72 amino acids. Gene Ontology annotation, cellular component: DASH complex; mitotic spindle. The transcript has 5 exons.
AUGGAGAGCCCUCACGAGCACCAGCAGGCUGUGUUGCUAUCCCGCAUCAUUACCAAUGUUGAGAAAUUGAACGAGGCCAUCAUGGUCAUGAACAAGAGCCUGCAGGAGGUCAACAUCCAAAAUAUGAAUGUGGAGUUGGUUGCGCAGAUGUUCAAGAAUUACCAAUCCAAUGUUCUCUUCCACCUCGAAGCGACGGAAAACCUGACGGAACCUUCUUGA